GAUUUUUCGAGCCAAGUUAUGGUUGUGCGAAAAAUGUGGAGUGAUUGAGUUUUUCCGGUAGCGAAACCUUUUUGGGGUCAAUAGAAGCCCGUUUUCAAGUUUUGCUUUUUUCAUGAUUUUAUCAUCAUGUAGGACUAUGAGAUUUAUCAAGUAUCAUAAUACAAGACGCGUUCUCCUCUAAUAUUCCCUGUAAACUCUUAUUAACAUUGAAUGAAACUGUGGGACAAACAAAUCGACAUUGUUCUGGCUUUUUUCGAAAAGUUGCAAAGAAAUGGUAAAAAAUGUGCCUAUGCUGAAAAAAUUUCGUUCAUCUUUUGCUAUUGACUGUGUGACUUCAGCGAGAGUCGUUUAAAGGACGUCUUUCUGAGUCCAAAAACGCCGCAAAGAUGGGGCAGCAGUGCGUGCGAGAUACGUGCCAGCGAGGUGGCGGCGAUGGCACUGAGUUUACGUUGGAUCCAACAGAGCAGCCAAAAACAUAUACGCUUGCACCAGUAUUAAUCAGACACAUGAUGACAAAAGGCUUUGUGCUGUUCCUUGACUUUAUCCACAUUCUGAAUGCACAAGUUAAUAGGAUUAGAACUACUUAGAAACUUGUUGAAACUUUUUCUCAUCUCCAUCGACAUCUCCAUCCAGUUUUUGGCAUUACAUGAAUCAGGUAGUCGACAUGGGCCAGACAAUUGAAAUCAGCGUGACGAAGGACGAUUUGGGAAGGAAACAAGGCUAUGGGAAGAUACGAGAGAAUGGUUACGAUUAUGAAGGGAAAUUUGUAGACGACUUUAAGGAGGGCGAGGGCGUGCUUACAUGGCCAGACGGGCGGGUGUAUUCGGUAUUUCUGAAUAGUAAUCUUUUUUUCGUGGGGCUAUUUACGCUCUAUUUGAAUAACCGAAUUCAUUUUUAUUUUUCAGUAGUGUAGGAUCAUUAUUCUGUAGUUAUCUAUAAUGAAAUUGCAAUCUAUGGUCCUUUCGUUCGUAUCGCAGGGUCAAUUCGUAGGGGGUAAGUUCGAGGGUAAGGCGUCCAUGUCCUGGGCCGACGGCAGACGGUACGAGGGAGAAUAUCAUGUAGGACGAAAGCACGGUUACGGCGUUUUCCUUUGGCCAGACGGACGAAAAUACACCGGUCAAUGGCUCGAUGGUAGGAGACACGGGCAAGGUACUAAGAAAGGCAGCAAAGUGAUAUCAUGUGACACUCAGUCUAAGUCUGGUGGUGAGUCAUUUGCCUCACUGUUCAUGAUAUGAUUGAAAUAGUGAGUCGUAAUUUGAUGUCUAUCUGGAAUAGAAUCUCCAUCCUAUCGCUUUGAUAAUCAUACAGGUACGUAUACGAAUGCGAAAGGCGAAACCCGCUCAGGAAAAUGGGAUAAUGAUCGACCGGUUUCCUGGGACACCAAUGCAAAUGGCAAGUAACUACUACUUGUUGGCGCGCCUACUAGAGUGGAUUCGAAAUAUUCCUCUAGCUCUGGUCUCUACUUUUAGGCUGCGUCGAGGAGGUGAUUUUGUGCUGGUCUACACAGCCGCUUUGGAUAACAAUGACGACGUUUGGAUUUUCGAAAAAUCAUAAGCGUCGUAGAACAUCGCAGAUAUUAUUUAUGCAUUAUUCGAUCCUGCGUGGACACCUGUAUCAUAUAUGACAUGGGAAAUGGGAUUGGCAUCAAGACGACAGGCAUAUGGGAAUAGUUUUUUUUUUGCCGAAAACUGAACGCUGAUUACACUCGCCUUUGGUUUACGUAGAUACCAUCCUUUAAAUGGAGUCGCGCAACGAUGUGUUUUUAUGAAGUCUCUGUAGGAAACAAAAUGUAUCAAUCGAUAGACAUGACAGUUCUGUCGCCGAUGCAACGCCUCG
Molecule: messenger RNA, 1836 nt
Organism: Amoebophrya sp. A25
Lineage: Eukaryota; Dinophyceae; Syndiniales; Amoebophryaceae
Source: the annotation of a GenBank genome assembly